This is a messenger RNA of Mesorhabditis spiculigera, 2349 nucleotides long. Lineage: Eukaryota; Metazoa; Nematoda; Chromadorea; Rhabditida; Rhabditidae. The record is from the annotation of a GenBank genome assembly.
AUGCCCCGCGUCCAUGCGCAAUGUUUCGAUGGCCAAACCGAUGUGGCCAACAUAAGGCGUUGUAUCAAGGAAGGGCACAAUGUUAUGAUUAUUCUCCGUGGCCUCCCAGGAUCGGGGAAAUCGCAUUUGGCUGAUGAUUUGGCUCUACUAUCCGUCGACUCCGUAGCAACCUGCUCAACAGACGAUUUCUUUCUCGACCGUGAAGGGAACUAUCGCUUCGAUAAAAACCGUCUUCAAGACUAUCAUGCCGGCAACCAACGGAGAGCACGGCAUUCUUUGGAAAAAGGCGUAAAACUCGUCAUGAUCGACAACACAAACAUUAAGCUCGACCACCUAAGGCCCUACAUUACAAUGGCCCUACAACACUUCUAUGAGAUCUAUUUCCUUACUCCGUCGACCGAAUGGGCAUGGAAAUUGAGGGAAUGCGCAAAACGAAAUCGACACCGGGUCUCGCAAGACGCAAUAAUUAGCAUGAAGAAUGGAUUUGAAGAGCUGCCAACAUUCGAAAGACUUUUGGCUUCGUAUGGGCAUACCGUCAAGCUUCAAACCCCUCUUUUGAACGAAAUGGAGCAUGAGGCACUCGCUAGCCUUGGGCCGUCUACGGCCAAGUUGUUUAGGACAUUGGAUAGGAUUCAAGAGGAGAAAGAUAACCCCCAGAUCGGUCCAAUGGGAUUUGGACUCAUCUCACUUUCCCAUGUGGGGACAACGAAAAAAGAGAAGAGCCCGACACCUCCGCCUCUAGACACAUUGUCUAUUGGGCCCCCACCGGGGUUUGAAAAUGUUCGGAAAAUAGAACCGCGGACACCUCCAGUCCCUUUCGACGAUCCCAGACUCCUGAAAAAUGUGCGCACCGUCGGCACCCAAACUACCGAAACAACCACCAUCCUAAACUGCGUAGGAUUCUACCCUGAAAUUGACGUGUUUGAUGAAGAACCCUGGGUCUGGAAAAGGCUACCAUGGAUUACCAUCAACGACACGACCGAAUCUCAAACCGAGUACUGGAUGGAGCCAUUCAAGCUGAUGACACUUGUUUUCCCUUCUAUUCCGCCAAACGAGCUUCUCCAUUUUUACAACAUGACUGACCUACCAACCGCAGUCCAGUUUUUCAUCAACGCUGAUGCCAUCGUUGAGUGGGACUUGGACUUCUUUCUUGAACAAGAUAUUAACAUGGCCAUCGUCUCCGAAACCUACACCAAGCAGCGGGGGAAGAAGAGGGCCACGGUUUUCGAGAAGAACAAUGCGGUCACGAGGAAAGGAUAUGUGGACCUGGCGCAGCUCCAGCUGCCGGUCAACACCAUGUCGGCCGCGUUGUGUGCCGCGUUGUGGGCCCAAUUUGAUGCCCAGGAAGAAGCCGAGCCCAGUUUUGGGCCGGUGACGAGCGACCUGCUCUUCUUCCUCUACAUGACGUGGAACGGCUACCGCAUCGACCGCCCAAAGGAGGACCACCUGGCCAUGCUCAUGAACGUCGACACGGUCCCGCCAUCCCUGGCUAACAUGGCGAACGAGCGCGUCAAGCUGCCGGAAGACCGCGGCUUCCAAAACUAUUUGACGACGCUGUUCCAAUCCCAUCAGCCGAGUCUCGGCUUCCGGAACGAAGUCCCCUGCUGGGUGCUGCGGGCGCUUUACGUGGCCGCCGUACAAUCGUCCCGCAGCUCCCCUCCGCCCUCCCCGACGAGGCCGAGCGAAAUGUCGAUGACCCAACGUAUCACGCUGAAACAUCUGAAGGAGCGGUACCCGGGUGUCGACCCGACCGUCAUUGAGGAGCUCUACCUAGCCCACGGCUCCGAAGUCGUGGAGAACAUCCUCCGCGAGUACGCGCAGCCGGCCAAGCCCACUACGGCGGCUGAGAGGAAGCCGCUGCCGACCGAGUCGGAGAAGCGGUCGGAGCUGGAGGCGCUGCAGACGAGUGCCAGAGCCGCCUGGACGCGGGCUGGCCAUCUACGGCGGGAGGAGCGCGAGGUCCGGGAGAAGGCCAGCAGGCACAAGGGCCAUGCCUCCAACCACUACGUCACGGAGGCAAAUGUCCUGAGGCGCAAGGCCAUUGACGAGGAGCAGCAGGUCGACGAUAUGCUCCAGCGGUUCUUCUCGGGCCCUGGAACAUUUGUCGACGCCCACUUCAUGACGCUGGCGGGGGCGAUGGGAUUGCUGAAGAAAAAGCUGGCUCAGUACGACAGAAGCGUGAAGGCGCGGAACGCGCAGGCCAGCCCGGGCACCCGGAUCGAAUUCGUCACCGGAUAUGGCAAGACCACCGGCUCGUCUUUGAUCCGGGACGCCGUCAAGCAGUAUUUGUUCACCAAUAAUUAUAUUUAUCAAAUGGACAACAAGGGCUCCUUCAUCAUCACGGCAAAA